UGAGGCAACAUGGAGAGCGAGGGGAGGCUGGUCCAGUCCAUUUACUUUGGGAGCAUUGGGAGCGAGGCCACGGAGAGGCUGCUGGAGAGAUUUGGACACGACGGCAGCUUUCUGCUCAGAGACAGCAGCACCGUGCGUGGGGCCUACUGCCUGUGUGUGAGGAAAGCGCCGUUCGUGCAUACCUACAGGCUCAUGCGCUCUGCUGAUGGCUGGUGCCUUCAGCAGGAUUCAACAGUCAGAACACCGACAUUUGGGACUCUGGAAGCACUGAUAGAGAGCUACAGAAGAGCUGCUGUAGUUGGAAUCGCCCCACUCAUGGAUCCACUGGACAAAACACAAGUACAAAACAGCUUCGGCGAAGAGUUUCUCUACAUGGAAAUGAACAGUAGCAGCACUUCUGUGUACCGAAGCCAUCACGCUGUUCAUCUGUGAGACGAUCAGAAUGGCAGAAACCACAGCGCCUCACUGAUCUGCACGCUGUCUGCCAC
Molecule: messenger RNA, 488 nt
Organism: Archocentrus centrarchus (flier cichlid)
Lineage: Eukaryota; Metazoa; Chordata; Actinopteri; Cichliformes; Cichlidae
Product: SH2 domain-containing protein 1A-like
Exons: 4
Coding region: 10-432 (140 amino acids)
Biological process (GO): regulation of signal transduction; regulation of immune response
Source: RefSeq, a predicted model, not a curated record